This is a messenger RNA of Saccharomycopsis crataegensis, 198 nucleotides long. RefSeq lists its product as uncharacterized. The coding region runs from base 1 to 198 and encodes 65 amino acids. NCBI's taxonomy places the organism in Eukaryota, Fungi, Ascomycota, Saccharomycetes, Ascoideales, Saccharomycopsidaceae. The transcript has a single exon. The record is from RefSeq and is a predicted model, not a curated record.
AUGUCACUUUUACAUGAUAGAAUAAAAAUUGACGAAGCAAUAAUCACUGAUGGUGCCGCGUGUUUAUUUCUACGGUCUGCUCCACCAGAGGAUGAGAUCACAGCUGAAGGCGGAGCGGCAACAAUUGAGAGAAGGGGUUUUGAAAUGAAGAUGGUGUAUAUGAUUGGCGGUUUGGGAGGACUAUUUGCCCUAUUAUGA